Cryptococcus deneoformans JEC21 is the source of this 2582-nucleotide messenger RNA. RefSeq lists its product as hypothetical. NCBI's taxonomy places the organism in Eukaryota, Fungi, Basidiomycota, Tremellomycetes, Tremellales, Cryptococcaceae. The transcript has 8 exons. The record is from RefSeq and is a predicted model, not a curated record. Bases 807 to 2405 code for a protein of 532 amino acids.
GUACUCUUUAGACCCCUUCUUUUCUCCGCAUACGUAUUAGUAACCACCUUCUAGACACCUGCUCCAGCCUCUCGCCCACGGUUCACUCUUAACUAAUUAUGAUGAUGCUCAAACAAGACUGCAGCAGUAUUUAAUCUUCGUCCUGCCGUUACCUCAUCAGUCAUUCGCAACACAGGCGGCCUCGAACAUACCUUUUUAUAAUUCGCAAGCUGCGUAUUCUACAUGGGCCAAUACGCAGACAGCUAUCAGCUAACUGUAAACAAUCCAGCAUUCAGCUCUUCAGCCGGCUACCAAGGAUUUCCUGUAUAUGUUCCUGCCGCACGGUGGUGGAUCUCGGACUAAUCUCCGAUUUCGAAUGCAAGCACCGCCAAAAACCAAGAACAUCAAGAGGUCAAAGCGGCUGGAGUAGGGAGUGGAAAGGAGUUGCGACAUGCGGGGAGUAGAUGAAACAGGCGGGGGACUGUGCUGAUGGGCGAUGGAUUGAUGCUGCACGAUGGCGCCUGAUCAAACAGUCUAAUACACACCCAUCAAACUCAAAGCAUCUGCUAUCUCUAGUUCGCUUCCCAUAACAUCCUCUAAUUCCGACAACCAUCAUAUCCUCCUUCUUGCACUAACUCUUUAGACGUACACCACUCUCCGCCUCCCACGGCCCAACCACGCUCCUUUCACCCACGAACGACCCAGCACCGUCAGCGUGCGCACGGCCCCCCACGACUUCUUUGUAGGCUGACAACUUGCACGCCUGUCCUGCACCGCCCUUCCGCAUCCCUGUUUCGAGUACUCGCUGGCCGAGGAAAUCGUCCACUAUGCCCACUAACUUCAGGACUUGCCUUUACGCGCUAGCCGGGCUUGCCAUGGCAGGCGUCUCACUCGGCGCCCCAGACCACUGGAUCCUAACCCAUGCUCAGACUUUACUGCUCGGCAGAGUUGACCCAAUUGUGAAUCCUGGAGCUAUCAGUUCACAUGUGCACAAUGUGGUUGGAGCGAGUAACUUCAACUGGAAUCCAAAUACCCCAUCGGAACAACUGGGCGCAGCCUGUUCGUCUGUCAUCGUAGCUGAUGACAAGUCCAACUACUGGGCUCCCGAGCUCUAUUACCAGCAUGAGAACGGCACGUUUUCACCCAUUCUUAGUGGCACUCGUAUCUAUUACUUCACCAAGGGAGACGAGGUUAAACCAUUCCCCACCGGUCUCAAGAUGAUCAGCGGUACAGCUGCCUCAAAAAACACUUCGGAUACCAAAGCUCUCGGUGUGAAGAUCUCUUGCGACGAAGGAGAACAAGGCUAUUGGCUUCCCAAUGGCACGAGUCACCCUGGUGGCUGUUCUACGAUUGCCAUGGCCACCUAUUUCCCUAGUUGUGGCUUGGAAAGUGGAGAUCUUGAUUCCGAAGACCACUUUUCCCACAUGACGUGGCCUCAGAGCUAUAAUGGCUCGAUCCUUGUCAAUGAUCCCAACGGUCAAUACUGUCCAGACUCUCAUCCCAUAAAAUACCCUACCAUCUUUGCCCAAUUCAACUAUUAUCUCGAUGACAAUCAGCCUUGGCGUAAUGACGAGUGCACUUUGGUUCUUUCAAACGGGGACUGCAGCGGUAACACCUAUCAUGCGGAUUUCUUCAAUGGUUGGGAGCCGGACGUCCUUCAGGCUGCCAUCACCGAAUGUGGCGACGGUAACGGUGUCGACGACGACUUGAUGGCUUGUGCCCCCCUGGCCAAAUCAACUAACGAAUCAGCUACCUGGGAUUGCCGUCUUCAAGGCCCUAUCCCUGCCGAGGAUGUUGGCCUCUGGCGCCCCAUUAAUCAACUUCCUGGUUGCAAUCCUCUGUGGAAGUCUGAUGUCGCUACCAAGCCCACCUGUGAGUCCACAGCUGACCCAGAUAUGGUUGGUGCCAAUGUCUACUUUGAGAAUCUCAAGUAUCGUAUGCACAUCCCGAUGGCCAUGUCUUCAAUUCACAACACCUCUGAGCUUGAGGGUCUUAUCCCUGGCCUGGGUAACACUGGGGAUUCAAAGCUUCAGGCAUGGGGUUCAGAGGGUGUUGAUCAAGCAGAAAUGACCGUGGGCACAUGGGAAGAGAUUGAGGCUGCGGAAGCUGCUGGAUCGAACUCGAGCUCCUCCAGCACAAGUGCGAGUGAAACAGUCACCAGCUCCAGUGCUGCUGUAAGUGUAAGCGCCACUUCCAAACUAAGUGGAGAUGGGAUCGCUGCCGUGGCUACGGCCGACAAUACGUCUGAAAAUACCUUCAGCGUCAACGGUGACUCAUCUACCGUUGCCCCUGCAUCUCAGUCUGCCGCUUCAAGCGUCACUUCCAGUUCUUCUGGCAAGACUUGCAAACGGAGGAAGCGCGGCCUUACAGUUCGUGAUUCCGUGAAGAACCAUCUUCACAAGUCCAGACUACACCGACAACUUUAGGUGUCAUUUCAUUCUUUUUUAUCUCCUUCUUUUCUUGAACGUUUGAGCUGCGCUCGUGUUAUUCCUGUCUUUUGGGGGUGUUUUAUUCGUGCUUGCUAUGUUACAGACAUUUAUCAGUGCUUAAUCUGUGUAUACCCAACAAUAGAAAUACUCGAAUAUGCAACAUACUAUUACCCG